GGAAGCAAUGAUGAAAUGUCAGACAACGAAGAGGAGAUCGAGGAGAAAUCUGAGAGUGAAGGGAGUGACUAUUCCCCCAACAAAAAGAAGAAGAAAAAACUGAAGGAGAAGAAGGAGAAAAAAACAAAACGGAAAAAGAAGGAAGAGGAGGAAGACGACAACGAGGAUGGAAAUCUAAAGGAGCCCAAGAGCUCAGCCCAGCUGAUGGAGGAAUGGGGCCUCGAUGAUGUAGAUUACGUUUUCUCAGAAGAAGAUUAUCACACUCUGACUAAUUACAAGGCUUUCAGCCAGUUUCUCAGGCCUCUGAUUGCCAAGAAGAACCCCAAGAUCCCCAUGUCCAAGAUGAUGACCGUGCUCGGUGCCAAGUGGCGAGAGUUCAGUGCCAACAACCCGUUCAAGGGCAGCUCGGCAGCCGCGGCGGCAGCGGCCAUUGCUGCAGCGGUGGAGACCGUCACCGUCGCCGCGCCGCUCGCCGCCAGCCCUCAGCAGUCGGCGUUGCCCACUGUCAUCAGGAAGGCCAAGACCAAGGAGGGCAAGGGUCCAGGAGUGCGGAAGAAAAUCAAGGGCUCCAAAGAUGGGAAGAAAAAGGGGAAGGGGAAAAAAAUGGCAGGCUUGAAAUUCCGGUUUGGAGGAAUCCCCAGCAAAAGGAAAAAGGGCUCCUCUAGCGAAGAGGAGGAACGGGAGGAAUCCGACUUCGACAGUGCCAGCAUCAACAGCUCCUCAGUGCGCUCCGAGUGCUCGGCUGGCCUGGGGAAGAGAGGGAAGAGGAGGAGAAAGAAAAAGAGGAUUGAAGAAGGAGAUGGGUAUGAGACAGACCACCAGGACUACUGCGAGGUGUGCCAGCAGGGAGGGGAGAUCAUCCUGUGUGACACCUGCCCCCGCGCCUACCACCUCGUCUGCCUGGACCCCGAGCUGGAGAAGGCCCCCGAGGGGAAGUGGAGCUGCCCCCACUGCGAGAAGGAGGGCAUCCAGUGGGAGCCAAAGGAGGAGGAGGAGGAGGAAGAGGAAGGCGGUGAGGAGGAAGAGGACGACCACAUGGAGUUCUGCCGGGUCUGUAAGGAUGGAGGGGAGCUGCUGUGCUGUGACACCUGCCCGUCCUCCUACCACCUGCACUGCCUGAACCCGCCGCUGCCCGAAAUACCAAACGGUGAAUGGCUCUGCCCUCGCUGUACAUGCCCUCCCUUGAAGGGCAAAGUCCAACGCAUCCUGCACUGGGCCUGGAAGGAGCCGCCGGCCGCCCCGCUCCCCGCCGUGCUGCCCACCACAGACACGGAUCUGGCUCUGCCCCCACCCAAGGUGCUGGAGGGGAUCCCGGAGCGCGAGUUCUUCGUGAAGUGGGCAGGGCUGUCCUACUGGCACUGCUCCUGGGUCAAGGAGCUGCAGCUGGAGCUCUACCACACCGUCAUGUACCGCAACUACCAGCGGAAGAACGACAUGGAUGAGCCACCAGCCUUUGACUACGGCUCUGGGGAUGAGGACAGCCAGAGGGAGAAGCGGAAGAACAAAGACCCUCAGUACGCCAAGAUGGAGGAGCGGUUCUACCGCUACGGCAUCAAACCCGAGUGGAUGAUGAUCCACCGCAUCCUGAACCACAGCUUUGAUAAAAAGGGAGACAUCCAUUACCUGAUCAAGUGGAAAGACCUGCCCUACGACCAGUGCACCUGGGAGAUCGAUGAGAUAGACAUCCCCUACUAUGAAAACCUCAAACACCUCUACUGGAACCACAGGGAGCUGAUGCUGGGGGAGGACACGCGCCCUCUGAAGAAGCUGAACAAGAAAGGGAAAAAGCUGAAAGAGGAGAAGCUGGAAAAGCCUCCAGAAACACCUCUCGUGGAUCCGACGGUGAAGUUUGACAAGCAGCCGUGGUACAUCGACGCCACGGGAGGCACGCUCCAUCCUUACCAGCUGGAGGGGCUGAACUGGCUGAGAUUUUCUUGGGCCCAAGGGACAGAUACAAUCCUGGCUGAUGAGAUGGGGCUGGGGAAGACUGUGCAGACUAUUGUGUUCUUGUAUUCCCUGUACAAGGAGGGCCACUCGAAAGGGCCGUAUCUGGUCAGCGCCCCCCUCUCCACCAUCAUCAACUGGGAGCGUGAGUUUGAGAUGUGGGCACCCGACUUCUACGUCGUGACCUACACGGGGGACAAAGAAAGCCGGUCUGUCAUCAGGGAGAAUGAGUUUUCUUUUGAAGACAACGCCAUCCGAAGCGGAAAGAAGGUUUUCCGGAUGAAGAAAGAAGCCCAGAUCAAGUUCCAUGUCCUGCUCACCUCCUAUGAACUGAUCACUAUUGACCAGGCAGUGCUGGGCUCCAUAGAGUGGGCCUGUCUGGUGGUGGAUGAAGCUCACAGGCUGAAGAACAACCAGUCCAAAUUCUUUAGAGUAUUAAAUAGCUACAAGAUCGAUUACAAGCUGCUGCUCACUGGGACUCCUCUCCAGAACAACUUGGAAGAGCUCUUCCACUUGCUCAAUUUCCUGACUCCCGAGAGGUUUAAUAACCUGGAGGGGUUCCUGGAGGAGUUUGCAGACAUCUCCAAGGAGGACCAGAUCAAAAAGCUCCAUGAUCUGCUGGGUCCCCACAUGCUGCGGCGGCUCAAGGCAGAUGUGUUCAAGAACAUGCCGGCCAAGACGGAGCUGAUCGUGAGAGUGGAGCUGAGCCAGAUGCAGAAGAAAUACUACAAGUUCAUACUGACGAGGAAUUUCGAAGCCCUGAAUUCGAAAGGUGGUGGGAACCAGGUCUCACUGCUGAACAUCAUGAUGGACCUGAAGAAGUGCUGUAAUCACCCGUACCUCUUCCCUGUGGCGGCCGUGGAGGCCCCCGUUCUGCCCAAUGGAUCCUACGAUGGGAAUUCUUUGGUCAAAUCUUCUGGCAAACUGAUGCUGCUCCAAAAGAUGCUGAAGAAGUUACGAGAUGGGGGUCACAGAGUUCUGAUCUUCUCCCAGAUGACGAAGAUGCUGGACUUGCUGGAGGAUUUCCUGGAGUACGAAGGCUACAAGUAUGAGCGGAUCGACGGGGGCAUCACGGGCGGCCUGCGCCAGGAGGCCAUCGACAGGUUUAACGCUCCUGGUGCUCAGCAGUUCUGCUUUCUCCUCUCUACCCGCGCCGGCGGUCUGGGCAUAAACCUUGCUACAGCCGACACAGUCAUUAUUUAUGAUUCUGACUGGAAUCCCCACAAUGACAUCCAGGCGUUCAGCAGAGCUCACCGCAUCGGGCAGAACAAGAAGGUGAUGAUCUACCGCUUUGUGACCAGAGCCUCUGUGGAAGAGCGCAUCACCCAGGUGGCCAAAAGGAAGAUGAUGCUCACACACCUGGUUGUCCGCCCGGGGCUCGGCUCCAAGUCGGGCUCCAUGACCAAGCAAGAGCUGGAUGACAUCCUCAAGUUUGGGACAGAAGAGCUCUUCAAGGAUGACGUGGAAGGGAUGGUGUCUCAGGGGCAGCGGAUCACCAUGCCGGAUGCUGUCACCCCUUUCUCUGACACGCUGGCAACCAAAGGAGGUGCAGUGACUCCUGGCAUGAAAAAAAAGCACGGUGGCACCCCACCAGGUGACAAUAAGGAUGUGGAUGACAGCAGCGUGAUCCACUACGACGACGCUGCCAUCUCGAAGCUUCUGGACCGAAACCAGGAUGCGACUGAUGACACGGAGCUGCAGAACAUGAACGAGUAUCUCAGCUCCUUUAAAGUGGCCCAGUAUGUUGUGAGAGAAGAGGACGGUGUGGAGGAGGUGGAACGUGAGAUCAUUAAGCAAGAGGAGAAUGUGGACCCCGACUACUGGGAGAAGCUGCUUCGGCACCACUAUGAGCAGCAGCAGGAAGAUCUGGCCAGGAACUUGGGGAAAGGGAAGAGAAUCCGCAAGCAGGUCAACUACAACGACGCCUCUCAGGAGGACCAAGAGUGGCAGGACGAGCUCUCUGACAACCAGUCGGAGUACUCCAUUGGCUCUGAGGAUGAGGAUGAAGACUUUGAAGAGAGGCCAGAAGGUCAGAGUGGCAGAAGACAAUCCCGGAGACAGCUGAAGAGUGACCGGGACAAGCCUCUCCCUCCUUUGCUGGCAAGAGUUGGGGGGAAUAUCGAGGUUCUCGGCUUCAACGCCCGGCAGCGCAAGGCGUUCCUGAACGCCAUCAUGCGCUGGGGGAUGCCUCCCCAGGACGCCUUCAACUCCCACUGGCUGGUCCAUGGGCCAAGCUGGACCGGGGUCUGGCUUCCCCUCCGCAGGGCGUACGUCUCUCUCUUCAUGAGGCAUUUGUGUGAACCUGGGGCAGACGGAGCCGAAACCUUUGCGGACGGCGUCCCCCGGGAGGGGCUGUCCCGCCAGCACGUGCUGACUCGCAUUGGAGUCAUGUCGCUAGUAAGGAAGAAGGUCCAGGAGUUUGAACAUGUCAACGGGAAGUACAGCACCCCAGAUCUGAUUCUCGAGGGGCCGGAGAGCAAGAAGUGCAGCGAGGUUGUGUCUUCAGAUCCCAACACCCCCGUCCCAGCCAGCCCAGCACAUAUGCACGUGGGACCUGUGGCCCUUGCAGACAAAACAGAAACACAGCUCGGGUUCCAGGAGGAAAGGGAGCAAGUGGAGCAGAAGCCCAGGAAGGUGUCUGAGAGCCAGGUGCCUGCGAGUGCUGAGAAGGUGGAGAGUGAAGAGCACCCAGAAAGCUGCGACAGCAAGGAGAAACCGAGGGAGGAGAAGCAAGAGGAGAGUGAAAAGGCUGAGCCUCCUCCCGAGCCGCUGGUGAAAGAUGAGGGAAUUCAAGAGAAGGAGAAACCUUUGGAGAAGCCAGAGUUGAACAGCAGCCCAGGGAAAGGGGAGGACAAAGAAGUCAAACCAGAGGACACCAAGGUGGAGGAGAAGGAGCAAAGCGAAGCUCAGCAAAAUGGUGACAAAGAGGAAGAGGAGGAUGGAAAGAAGGACAACAGAAACGUGAACUUCCGAUUCAUGUUCAACAUUGCUGACGGUGGCUUUACAGGUAGGAAGGAAUCGCACACGCUGUGGCAGAACGAGGAGAGGGCUGCCAUCUCCUCCGGCAAGAUCUACGACAUCUGGCACCGCCGACACGACUACUGGCUCUUGGCAGGAAUUGUCACUCACGGCUACGCCCGCUGGCAGGACAUCCAGAACGACCCGCGCUACGUGAUCCUGAACGAGCCCUUCAAGUCAGAGAUACACAAGGGGAACUACCUCGAGAUGAAGAACAAGUUCCUUGCCCGGCGGUUCAAG
Antrostomus carolinensis (chuck-will's-widow) is the source of this 5202-nucleotide messenger RNA. RefSeq names its product chromodomain helicase DNA binding protein 5 (gene CHD5). The transcript is spliced from 35 exons. Gene Ontology annotation, cellular component: chromatin; nucleus; NuRD complex. Gene Ontology annotation, molecular function: ATP-dependent chromatin remodeler activity; ATP binding; histone binding. Gene Ontology annotation, biological process: chromatin remodeling. Lineage: Eukaryota; Metazoa; Chordata; Aves; Caprimulgiformes; Caprimulgidae. The record is from RefSeq and is a predicted model, not a curated record. The annotation marks the transcript as partial.